Molecule: messenger RNA, 2655 nt
Organism: Danaus plexippus (monarch butterfly)
Lineage: Eukaryota; Metazoa; Arthropoda; Insecta; Lepidoptera; Nymphalidae
Product: G kinase-anchoring protein 1-like
Exons: 7
Coding region: 216-1238 (340 amino acids)
Biological process (GO): signal transduction
Cellular component (GO): Golgi apparatus
Source: RefSeq, a predicted model, not a curated record
AAAUAUGUUUUUUUUUCUGUCAAAUGUCAACAUCCGGGUCGGUCUAACAAUUUACAUAUAUUUGUGCAAAUAUUAAAUUUGAAUAAUAUAGUAAACAAUUCCUAAAAAUAGCAUAUACAAAAGAAAUAAGUAAAAAGAAUUAAGUUCUAGUUACAUAUUGUCGUGGGUAUAUAUCUUGAUUCACACCAUAUUUGACUGUGCGGCAUCUUAAAACUAUGAGUGAACCAUUGCGAAAAAUGUCUACACUAGUAGUUCAAUCUCGUUUUGCCGGCCUGAAAAUAGAAGACGAUGAACAAGCUUCUAACGAUAGUCAAAAAAACAAAAAAAAUAAAACUCCUCCACCUAAAAAGGCAGAGCCACCUAAAAAGCCUUUAAAAAUAACCAACACUAAACCUCAGCCAAGUUUGGGGAAAAAGCGUAAGCAUAAGCCCGUAGAAGCUACAACUGAACAAUGGGAGAUGUGGAAGCAAAAGGAUGAAGAAAUUGUUGAUGGAAACUUUGAAACACAACUCCAGGAGGCAAUAUUGCUUUCCAAGCUUGACUAUGAAGAAAAAAAGGAUGUUUACCAACAAUUAAAACAAGAGGCUGAUUUGGUAAAGAAAUUAGAGGAACAAACACGCCCUGGCCACAAGAAACAGAAAAAGAAGAAUGUCAUGAGUCUUGAACAGUUCAAUGACAUGAUCACCCAUGGAGAGGAACCUAAUUUUGUUAAUGUCAUGUCAGAGAAAAAUUCAUCCAUUGACUUAAAGCCCGAAAAAGACACGAAAUUCUUUGACAGAGUCCAAAGUGACACAAGGAAUGAGCUCCUGAAAGAGAAGAUAAUUACUAGGGUGCGUCAUCAGACAGUUUCAGAUGAGAUCAUUACAAGGAUUCAAUUUACAGAAGCAUUGGAGAAAAAGGAUAAAGAAAUAGCAGCCCUUAAACAGGAGAUUGCAGAUUUAAAGAGAGAGCUUUUAACAGUGAAAUCAAGGAAUAAAAAACUUUGCAACAUACUUGGACAGGGUGAAAUGAAAGAUAAGGCGGAAAUAUUAAUUGAGGUGGAAAAACUUCGAUCGUUCCAAUCAGAAUUGACGGCUGAUAUUGCUUCUCUUCACACAGAACUUGAAAAGGAAAGAUCACGGAAUACAGAUUCAAGGAUCAAAGACAAGAAAAUUCCAAGUAAAAAGAAAAGUAUAGUACGCUUUGAUGUGUCAUCUGAGGCUAUCCUUGCAAAGGAUACAAGCUCUGAAACUAUUUAAACAUAUAUAUAAAUAAAAUUUAAUUACUUCUUGACAAAAUAUGAAUAAAAAAAAUCGCAAAAGUGCAAAGUUGUUUACAUUUAUUUUUGUUAUAAAAGCUUAAAUUUUCUUUCCGAACAAUGACUAAUUAGCCAGUAAUAUUUAUAACUUUUAUAAAAAAGAAACUUAUUUAUUAUCAUUAUAUAUGAUGGUUAGUAAUUUGAGUUUUAAUAAUAUGUACGCUUUUUUUUCUUAUAUUCUAUUUUGAACCAUUUGAUUGGAUUACAUUUAAAUUGUUAAAUUCAGUUCAAUUUGUAUGUAAAUGGCCUUAUUUAUAUAUUUUCAGUAGUUUUUUUUUGUCUAUUGAUUUCAAUAUAUAUUUUUUUAUAUAAUGUUCAUGACAUUUAGUAGUGAUAUCCGUACUUUAUGGACAAACAUUUCUAUGUUAUUUUGCUUCAAGAAUUUAUUUGUAGUAAAUAGCUUUUUUCAUUUUAAAACAUGGUAAUACUUUUUGACUUUGUCUUUAUUCUGUUACUUUGUUGAAAUUGCCUUCUCAACGUUGUUCGUGAUUUGUAAGAACCACUUAAAAGGUAGGCAAUAAAUGAAGUGGUUAUGUCUUUUUCAGAAGAAAAAAGGAUGGAAUUCUGAGAGGGACAAAUAGAGUUGAAUUUUCGUCCGUUUUUUAAGCCUAGAUGUCAAGUCACUUGAUACUAUAAAUGUUAGCUGUGUAAGCAAUUUUUUUAACUUAGUAGUCAAUUUGGAUAUCAAAACGACUUCAUGUAUUUCUAUAUAAUAUCUUAUAUGUGUUAGAGAUACAGUAAGAUGAAAUUAGUUGUUGUUAGAAUGGUAUGUAUGAUCGGUAUGUUUGGUAUAUGAAAAAAAAAUUUGUUUAAUGUGAUUUGAUUGCCACUAUGUUAUUAUUUUUUCUUAUUUUCUAAUAAUAGGUUGUAAAUAAAAGCAAAAAAUGAAUAUGCUUACUCAUACUGUAUUUUUUAUAUUAUAUUUUUAGGUUUUACAUUGUGUUGUCUUUACACGUAAGUCAAUGUCUAAGAUGUAUACAUGCCAUCAUAAAUGGGAUGGUUUUUAUAAAAUUUUAGGGCAUACUCUGUAAAAUGUACUCAUUAAGUUAAUACAUUCAUAUAUACGGUAGUAUUAUUUUUAAAAAGAUCUCUAUUUACUUAUAUGAAUAACUAUAUUUUUCUUAUUAUAUUCUUACAAAAACUUUUGAUGAUUGUUUUACUAUCAGUUCUGAUAUAACUGUGAACAUUUUUAAAUUAUUAAAAUCUUUUUUUGAUUUAAUUAUUGUGCGAUCUCUACUUGCUCUGUGAUUUCAUUGUAAUGUUAAAAAUUUAAUUUGAAUGUGUGUAGUUUAUAAAACGAAAUAUGUCUCAAUCAUUUGGAUGUUUUAAAUUAAGGUAUAUAAUAAACCAUAUGAUUA